Dendroctonus ponderosae (mountain pine beetle) is the source of this 129-nucleotide messenger RNA. RefSeq lists its product as uncharacterized. Lineage: Eukaryota; Metazoa; Arthropoda; Insecta; Coleoptera; Curculionidae. The record is from RefSeq and is a predicted model, not a curated record. Bases 1 to 129 code for a protein of 42 amino acids. The transcript has a single exon.
AUGGAUAUUGAGUCUAGCUUCCUGCACAUUAAGAUGCUAAACAUCGACAACAGCUUCCUGCAAAAUCGACGCCAACGUGAAACUACCGGCAUCAAGAAAUUGUACAACUCCUUUUUUGUUAUGUUUUAA